CGCGGGCCACGAGCCUCCUCGCCGGAUGCCCCACGACGCGAGCAGGCCGGGGUGCAGACGUUUCUGCUCAUGCGGCUUUUUCCUCCUCCGUGUCCUCCGCCGCCGGCUUCUCGCUGCCCGGAGCCUCUCGGGCUCACCCUCCGCGCGUGCUGGUGCUCUACGGCUCGCUGCGGGACACAUCCUUCUCGAGGAAGCUCGCCUUCGAGUGCGCGCGCUUGCUCGAGCUGCUCGGCGCGGACGUGCGGACGUACUGCCCGCGCGGGCUGCCCGUGAGGGACCCCGCGCUGGAGGCGCACCCGAAGGUGCAGGAGCUGCGGUCGCUGUCGCUCUGGUCUGAGGGGCACGUGUGGGUCUGCCCCGAGAUGCACGGCUGCGUCACGGGCGCCUUCAAGAACCAGAUCGACUGGCUGCCCCUCAACACGGGCUCCGUCCGCCCGACGCAGGGCCGCACGUGCGCGGUGCUGCAGGUGAACGGCGGCAGCCAGUCCUUCAAUGUCGUCAACGAGCUCCGGCGGCUGGCGAGGUGGAUGCGGAUGCCAUGCUCCACCAACCAGUCCUCGGUGGCCAAGGCGUGGCAGGAGUUCGACGACGACGGCCGGAUGAAGCCGUCGGGGUUCCGCGACAGGGUGGUGGAUGUCAUGGAAGAGUACUAUGCCGGGUGUUGGCAGACAUGCCCCUGACCCAUGGUGUCAACAACUCC
This is a messenger RNA of Prorocentrum cordatum, 700 nucleotides long. NCBI's taxonomy places the organism in Eukaryota, Dinophyceae, Prorocentrales, Prorocentraceae. The record is from the annotation of a GenBank genome assembly.